Molecule: messenger RNA, 1834 nt
Organism: Polyodon spathula (Mississippi paddlefish)
Lineage: Eukaryota; Metazoa; Chordata; Actinopteri; Acipenseriformes; Polyodontidae
Product: chondrolectin-like
Exons: 7
Coding region: 159-1040 (293 amino acids)
Biological process (GO): positive regulation of axonogenesis
Cellular component (GO): cytoplasm
Source: RefSeq, a predicted model, not a curated record
GUAAAGAAUUAGCUGGAUUGGAACUAAAAAUGUUCUUCAGUAAAACUAAAAGACUGGCCUAUGUGAACUGAUCUCUGGACUAUACACUGUUCUGCUUUGUUGCACUCUUUCUAUUUCUUUCCUUUCGUUUAUUUGCUGUGCUUUUAGAUCCUGUGAAGAUGGACAUGGAGCUGAAGAUGUUCACAGUAUUUUGGGGGGUGAUUUUAAUAGUUCAAAGUAGCUUUGAGACAAGAGUUGUUAGCGGUCAGACUGUGUGUUAUGGUGGACCAAAGCACCCAUGUUACAAGAUUGCCUAUUUCCCAGAUAUGUCAAGCAGGGUAGCCUUCAAAGAGGCCCGGAAUGCCUGUGAGAUUGAUGGUGGGGCCCUUCUAAGCAUAGAUAGUGAGGCUGAGCAGAGGCUUAUAGAAAAACUCUUACAGGACCUGACGCUGUCAGGCUCAAGGGUUUUUGAUGGAGACUUCUGGAUUGGACUGACAAGAAAUGGGGAAGGACAUGGACAUAACACUUUCACUGGCUGUCCAGACCUCUACAAGUGGACAGACGGAAGUGUCUCAGAGUUCAGAAACUGGUAUUACGAUGAGCCUUCCUGUGGCGGGGAAGCGUGUGUAGUGAUGUACCACCAGCCAACUGCACAGCAUGGACUCGGAGGUCCAUAUCUUUACCAGUGGAAUGAUGACAGAUGCAACAUGAAGCAUAACUUUAUCUGCAAGUACGAACCAGAAAGCAUCUUGGAGAAAGAAUUAGGAGACAGAGCAGAGCCAGACUAUGAAACUUCACCAACCAACACACCUGCAAAGAAUGAUCCACCCAGCAAGCCCGAGGAAGAUGCCCAACAUGUUAAUGUUUCAGGAUCCUCAGGUUUACUUCUUAUUUACGUUAUUAUUCCAACCAUACCGUUGCUGCUGUUGAUACUAGUGGCAUCAGGGACCUGCUGUUUCCAAAUGUUAAGCAAAAGCAAACCACGAACCAAAACCAACCCAGACCACUCAACACUUUGGAUUUCAAAGAGCCAGAAGAAAGACAACGGCAUGGAAGUUUAACUAGCAUAUGAUCUUGAAAACACUGUACGUUGACUUUCCUCAUCACUGCCCGGCAGCUUGGAAUUGCUUCACAUAAAAAUAAGAUUCUGGAAUAUACAGUACAGUUGAAUAAAUGCAAGCUAAGGAAAGAACUGUGAAUGCGGAGAGGAGAAACACUUGACAGUUAUGGUUCACCUGGAUAAUAGUGUAUUAUCUUGAUCAACUUCUUGUCUGAAGGGAAAAUAUCCAAAACCCUUAACAAUAGUAAACAGUUAGUUACUUGCUAGGGGGUGUGUGGGUCUGGUCAGGAUGACAUUCUAUUCUAUACUGUGUGGAUUGUAUUUGUCUCCUAAAAUGUCAAAGCUACACCUCAGUGUGUUAGGAAUGAAGAAAGCACAUAUCCGAAUAUUCUUUUAACUAAAUAUUGUUUUUUCUUUGGUACCGCAUAACAAUAAUUUCCAGAUUUCAUUUUUAUUUGCGUUUGCAAACGUUAAUUGGAAGGAAAUUAGAACUUUUUAAACUUGUUGACAUUACACAUCUUGUCAUCUACUCAAGUUAUGUUUUCUUGUAGAAUUGCUACAUCACAACUAAUGCUUGAAGGACAUGUAGUGAAAAAACAGGCAAAAACCAGACUGAAAAUGUGCUGCUCGCUUAUGUCUCUUUCACCUCUCUGAAAAAUGCUUGAGAGUCAUGUUUCCUUCUGAGCAUUUACAGAGAGAUAUAUUUAAACUGAAAUACAAGAAAAUUAAUUGUUUGAAGAUUUUCUUUUUUUUUAACCACUGAAUAAUAAAUUCUGUCCGGUGUCGUUUUCCUCA